AUGGAUAGAGAAGUUCACAACCAUGAGAGGGAUGAUGGAAACAAUGCCAUUCCUGGGAGGAGGGUUCUUGGUUCAUACAUAAACCCAACCUCUGGGAAUUGUGGUAGUAGCAUUCAGAAACCACCCAUUCAGGCCAACAAUUUUGAACUCAAACCACAGCUAAUAUCGUUGGUGGAGAAUCAUUGUUCAUUUGAUGGGAGUGCUAAUGAAGAUCCAAACCAACAUCUCACCAAAUUCUUGAGAAUUUGCGACACUGUGAAGUCCAAUAGAGUCCAGGAUGAUGCCUAUAAACUGCUCUUGUUUCCAUUUUCACUUAGGGACAAGGCAGCUAAGUGGCUAGAAUCAUUCCCAAGGGACAGCCUAACAACCUGGGAUGAGGUGGAGAGCAAGUUCCUGGCACGUUUCUACCCACCACAAAGGGUCAAUAGACUUCGAUCUGAGGUUCAAACUUUUAGACAAAAAGAUGGUGAGACACUCUACGAAGCAUGGGAGAGGUUCAAAGAAUUGACAAGGAAAUGCCCACCUAACAUGUUCCCUGAUUGGGCUGUAGACCAUUCAUCAGGAGACUCAUUGAACAGGAAAAAGACUGUGGAAGAAGCCAUUGAAGUGAUUGAGACAGUGGCUGAGAAUGAGUACUACUAUGCUUCAGAAAGGCACAACACUAAAGGAGUCAUGGAGCUGAACCAUGUUGAUGCAAUUCUAGCCCAAAACAAGGUGUUUGCCAAGCAACUAGCAGAGCUUACCAGGAAGUUAGACACAAAACAAGUGGCUGUAAUACACACACAAGAUCAAGAAGAAGAAGGAGGUGAUUGGGAAGAGGCCAAUUAUGUGGGAAACCAACAAAGGAUAGAGAGAAGGUUAGUAAACAUGGGUCAGGACAUAAGUGAGUUGAAAAGCUUUAGGGAUGAUGUGAGAUCGACCUUAAGGAACCAUGGCGAAAAACUCAAGUGGAUGGAGGCUCGAGUAGGAGAACUAUCUCAACAGGCCCCCAAGUCAACUGCAGUAUUCCCUAGUGACACAGAAAAGAAUCCUAAAGGGGAACAAAAGGGAGUGAGAUGGGAAGAAUGCAAGGCCAUAACCAUAUUGAAGGAAGUCUCAAAAGAAGAAGGAAUCAGAUCCUCAGAAAAGGAGUCAGACAUCUUGAAAGAAGGUGUAGAAGAAGCUAAGCAGGAAGUUGAAAAUGAGCAAGCUAAGGAUAUGCAAAAGGAAGGCACGCUGGAAACAUACAAACCAAAGGCACCAUUUCCUCAGAGGUUAGGAGGAGGUGAAAAAGGGAAAACAUAUUCAAGGUUCCUAGAGACAUUUAAGUCUCUCCACAUCAAUAUUCCCUUUCUUGAUAUCCUCCAGCAGAUGCCUACACAUAUAAAGUAUUUGAAGGAAUUGCUGAGCAAGAAAAAAGUUUUGAAGGGAGGACAAACUGUAAUAAUGAACAAGGAAUGCAGUGCACUCAUCAAGAAGGAUAUGCUCAUUUUCCAUGUUUUCAAACCUGCAUCUGAGCCUGAACCAGAACCUGAAAAGCCUAAGGAUGAUAGUAGCCAUCUGUGUUUGGAGGAAAGCAAUCCAGCAGCUGAAACUCUGAAACAGCCCUUGGAAGGCAAACAAGAUUUGCAAGAGUUAAAGCCACAAGAAUAA
Arachis duranensis is the source of this 1632-nucleotide messenger RNA. RefSeq lists its product as uncharacterized. The record is from RefSeq and is a predicted model, not a curated record. Bases 1 to 1632 code for a protein of 543 amino acids. The transcript is spliced from 4 exons. Lineage: Eukaryota; Viridiplantae; Streptophyta; Magnoliopsida; Fabales; Fabaceae.